This is a messenger RNA of Microthlaspi erraticum, 1212 nucleotides long. Lineage: Eukaryota; Viridiplantae; Streptophyta; Magnoliopsida; Brassicales; Brassicaceae. The record is from the annotation of a GenBank genome assembly.
AUGAACCAAAUCGCCUGUUCAAGCUCAGCCGGUCUCACCGCCAUUAAGUCCCUUAACUAUCUCCGUCCACUUUACGCAGCUCUGCCUCUAAUAUUGGCCGGCACCACCGCCUCUAGGUCUAUUACCACCGGCGUCCGCCAGUUCAGCACUCCAGUGCGUACAUUCAACAAGCUUCAAUCUUCCGCAGCUCGUCAGACGCCACUCACCUCCGGCGCCAUCGCCAUCGUCCGUCACUUCAGUAGCUCACAGCCACCCGAUCAUCCUUUAGACAGCUACCAAAAUAAGUCGCCGACGAACAGUGGAAUCCGGAUUCCAAAGGAAUCUACAAAGAUCACAUGGGUGAUAAAGAAUUUCUCCUCGUCGCAAUCUGAGAGUAUUUAUUCUGAUACAUUCGUCGUCGGUGGCUGCAAGUGGUUUCUUGAAGCCUAUCCCAAGGGCUACAACUAUGACAAUCACUUGUCUCUGUUUCUGGAAGUCCACGAUUCUGAAUCAUUGCCACAUGGAUGGAGGAGACACGCACAAUGUCUCCUAACAAUACUAAAUCAAAAUCCGGAUAAAAAUAUACAACUGGAUGAUGUAAAAGUUUGGUUUGAUGACAAGGUUUACUACAGGGGUCAUAUAUCCAUCCUCCCCUUUGACAAACUUGUGGCCGAAGAAAACGGAUUUCUGGUUAACGGGGAGCUCAAGAUUGUUGCCAAGAUAGAUUUUCUUGAAGCUAUUGGCGAAUUAGAUGUAACUGAAGAAACUACAACGUCAACAGUGACGGAAACCAAGAAUGUUAAAGGGUUUCAACUUCUUUCUUCUCAGGCAGAAACUGUGAGCAGAGUGUUUGAAAGACACCCAGAGAUUGCAUCUGAACUCCGUGCAACGAAUCCAACACUUAGGACAGGUUACUUGAGUUUUCUGCUCAGUCUUAUUGAGACUAUGUGCCAGUCGCCUCAGGAGCUCUCUAAAGAUGAUAUGACGAGUGCCCAUGCUGCUCUUAAGUACAUGACAGAUGCAGGAUUUAAGUUGGAUUGGUUGCAGAAAAAACUUGAUGAGUUGUGUGAAAUCAAGGAGAAAGAGAAGGUUUGUGAGACUCAGCUGCAAGAAAUGGAGAAAGAGUUGAAGAGCUUGAAGAUGAAGUGUUCAGACAUGGAAGCUCUGGUACAGAAGGAGAAAGCAAAGAUGUCGGCUACAAAACAUCCUUUCUCAUUCGAUUAUCUUGUUUAG